Messenger RNA from Pyricularia oryzae 70-15, 690 nucleotides. RefSeq lists its product as uncharacterized. The record is from RefSeq and is a predicted model, not a curated record. NCBI's taxonomy places the organism in Eukaryota, Fungi, Ascomycota, Sordariomycetes, Magnaporthales, Pyriculariaceae. The coding region runs from base 89 to 613 and encodes 174 amino acids. The transcript has 4 exons.
UUGGUAGUUUUUUUUUUUUUUUUUUUUUGCUUAGCCACAAGACAACGAGCAAGCAUCGGGUGUCCAAAGACUAACGACAAGGCAAAAAAUGAUCUCAACGCCUCUUCUUGCAAUUGCAAUUGCGGCUGCUGUGGGUUCUACCCAAGAGUUAGUGGCAGCGCCCGAAGGAUACAGCAAGGUCUACAUAACGUCAAACGUCAAUACCAAGUUUGUGGUUCAACCUAAGGCGGCCUCGGUCGGGAGUACCUUGGUUGUCCAACAACUCAAUGGCAACCCCGAACAACAGUGGUACAUCAAAGCGGGAAAGACCAAGAUCCAGCUGGUCGACACCACGUGGUGCAUGGAUGCCGGGCUGAAGGCAACCUGGAGAAAUAUGGCCAACAUCAACCUAGCAAACUGCUCCGACGCCGUCGAUGGUCAGAAGUGGAACGCCAUGGCGGACGGGCGCAUUGCCCUUGAGCUGUCGCCGCAACCGCAGCAUUGCCUCGACCUACAAUACAUGCGAGCCACCCCUGGCAACGCCGUCGGGUUGUACAGCUGCGCGGGGCUGGGGAACACUGGAGCCGCCGACAAGGGGAUAAACUUUCCACUGGUCAACGUGACGAGUUCCUGAGCGUACUGUUGUAGCAAAGAGUGAUUCAAAAACAGCGAGAGCGACGCUGUGUCGAACAAAGAAUUAUACUUCUGAUU